This is a messenger RNA of Xyrichtys novacula (pearly razorfish), 9581 nucleotides long. Lineage: Eukaryota; Metazoa; Chordata; Actinopteri; Labriformes; Labridae. The record is from the annotation of a GenBank genome assembly.
GCCCCCCUCUGUUCGCUCUCUGGUGGAGGAUUUAAGCGCUCCCGCCGUAAAGAUGAGGGCUUCUUCUUCUUCUUCUUCUUGUUUUUCGCUCUGACUGAUUUCUAAACUGGACCCACUUUCACAGGUAAGAGCAGAUCCACGCGCUUCACCGGCGCACACCUUCAUCUGCGUGGGAGACCAGUGGGUUUAGAGAGUUUUUCUAAUCGUGGAGAGUUUCUACCAAAAAACUUUCACAACAUCAACAUCAGCUCCCCUGAAAGAAACUCUGAGCAGGACUAUCGGUGGACGUAGAGAUGAACGCAGAUCUGGAUUACGGAGGGUCCGGGAGCAGCGGGAACGGGAAGCUGAGACAGUGGCUGAUCGAGCAGGUGGACUGUGGGAAAUAUCCCGGGCUGGUGUGGGAGAACGACGAGAAGAGCAUCUUCAGGAUACCAUGGAAACACGCCGGGAAACAGGACUACAACCGGGAUGAGGAUGCCGCGCUUUUCAAGGUAAAACACCCUCCUCCUCCACCACCACCAACAACAGUGUUCGUGGAUUUUCAAAUUAAAAUCGAUUAAAUGAUAAAAAAAAAAAAAGUUUCUCAAGUGAAACGAAAAAGAUACAGUUGCUUGUAAAGUCAUAAACUUUUUAAGAAGUUUGCGUUUGUGUUUAAUAUCUUUAUUGUCUUGCAAGAAAUCGAUCACAAAAUCCGGAUGCAACAUUUUCUUUCGUGUACUUUAAUUAUGUUUUUGGUUAUUUCAGCUUUUGUCAGAGUUAAGUUGUUCUUUUUAUCGACUAAAAAUGUUUCCAACUGUUGAAUAAAACGUAUUUAAAGCAAAAACGAUUUCUUCAAAGUCCCCAAGUAAGACUUUAAGUCCUGCUACAAACACAAUUCUGUCAUAAAAGACGAGAAAAACGCAAAAUAUCCAUGGGAAUGUAUAGAAAUGGUUUUCUUGCACAAAAAAAUUCUCGGUUAAUCGACGACUCACAUGAAGAUUUCUUCAAAGUCCUCAUGUGAGACUAAACGUCCUGCUACAGGUUAAAUACUGUUAUAAAAGACGAGAAAAAAUGCAAAAUAUCCACAUUGUUGCACCUGAAAAUCCUCGGUUAAUCAACGACUCCUAUGACGAUUUCUUUCAAGUCCCCAAGUAAGACUAUAAGUCCUGCUAAAAGCAAAAUUCUGUCAUAAAGGAAGAGAAAAAAUGCAAAAUAUCCAUAGAAAUUUAUGGAAAUGAGUCUGUUGUACAUGAAAAUUCUCGGUUAAUCGACGACUGCCAUGACGAUUUCUUCAAAGCCCCCAUGUAAGAGUAAAAGUCCUGUCAUAAAAGACGUGAAAAAUGCAAAAUAUCUACAUUAUUGGAAAUGAUUUUGUUGCACGUAAAAAUUCUCGGUUAAUCGACGACUCCCAGUUUGAUCGUUUUAAUCAUAUGAAGAUUUCUGCCAUGUUAGAAACUUGUGCAGACUCUCUAAUAGGCCCACAUGCAGGACAGAGUGGAGAUCCCUCUGCAUGCAGGCCUACUCCACACGUGGGUUAAAUUUCCCCCGUGGUUUGUCUGCAGGCCUGGGCGCUGUUCAAAGGCAAGUUUAGGGAGGGUAUCGACAAGCCGGACCCCCCAACCUGGAAGACCCGCCUCCGCUGCGCCCUUAACAAGAGCAACGACUUCGAGGAGCUGGUGGAGAGGAGCCAGCUGGACAUCUCAGACCCUUACAAAGUCUACCGGAUCAUCCCUGAGGGGGCCAAGAAAAGUGGGUUCAACCUCAGACACCUCCUCCUCCUUCAUCACAUGUUCAGACUUUAGAAAUGUUUGGUUUAAGGUCUUGAAGUUUGUGGGUGAACUUUUUGGUUUAACCCUGAAAAAAAAAAGUUGGAAAUUUUCUGUAAAUGUCUUUGCUGAUUGUUCAAAGGUCACUGACUCCUCACUCCUGCAGUGACAAACCACCAAUGAAGGUCACGCUGUAUGAUCUCAACAGAUGUGGCCCUUUUUUUCUGCUGAGUUGUGUGGUUGUGUGUUAAAUAUUUUUUUAUGUGCUGUAUUCAGGACCCCGACAGGAGGACAGCCCUCUGAGCCAAAUGAGCUACCCGGUGCAGGUCCACCCCCCUUACCCCGCCCUGCAAACUCAGGUGAUUUUCAUACACAGGAAAAUGAAAAGGAGAGAAAGAGAAAGAGAGAGAGAGAAGAGCUUCAUGUGAAACAGAGAAAACAGGAGCUUUUAGGCAUGAAUGAUCCUGCACACGUACAUCAAUCCUUUCCAAUAUUAUUAAUUUAAGGUGUUAAUUUAACUUUUUACCAUAAUUAUAUAUCUGAUGAUGAGUAAUUGUGUCUGCAGAUGCCUCAGUACAUGCCCACAGCAGAGUGCAGCUGGAGGGACUACUGUCAGGACCCCCCCUCCCUGCCUGAGCUGCCCUACACUCAGUGUCCCUGUCCCCCCCGCAGCCUGCAGUGGCAGGGCCCGUCUAUGGACAAUGGUGCGGUAAUAAUCACUCACACAGAACUGUCCAUAUUCCUUCACAGUGUCUUUGUGCAGCAGUGUUAAGUUGAUGUGUGUCUGUCUGUUUGUGCGUGCAGGAUACCAGCUCAGAGCCUCCAUCUACUCGUACAAUCCUGCGGACAGUCAGCCGUCACCGUUCUCUCUGGACGCCAGCAUCAGAUCAGCAGAAGCGCUCUCAGGUUGACGACACUUUCAUUUCACUUUUUUUUUUUUUUUUGUACUUGCACACCCUGAAACUCGACAGAGAAGCAUAAAAAGUGAGACUUUACAGUCGUGUCGGUGUCGACCUGCAGAGUCCAGGUUAGCGAAUGUAGUUUCACAUAAUUUAACUGUUUGAUUUAUAUCAUGAAAAAAAAACAUACGUGGAUUUUUAAACAUUUUUAAAUGACUGAUUCAUCCCAAAGUGUGGAUUACAAUUGGGUCCAUUUUUAAAAUAAGGUUAAUCUUAAAAAUAUAAACAGCCCUCUACCUACCUGGUGUAGCUGUUCACCUGUUGGCCAGUUUUGGUAAUUUACUGCCCCCUAUUGGUCAGCAAUAAAAUACAGCAGAUCUAAUAAACGCUGAGGAAUGGCGCUGUAAACUUUGAACAUAGCUGGACCUGUUUCAAGAAAAUUAAAUACAAAGAUAUAUUUUUAAAAGCAUUUUUGAGCUAUUAUUAAAACUAAGACAUGGUGUAUAGACGUCGUUUAACUAGAAUAACAUUUAGUGGUUUCAAAACUGACCAAAAACCUCACAACAUUGAUUCUCCAAAACCCAAAAAGCAGUGUCACAUACUUAUGAUCAAUACAGUUAUUGUUGUAAUCACUUAUUAACUCCUUGUUUAAUUACUCUCUCAGGUCUCAUGCUACAACCUUCCACCAACUUUAACGAGACAAGUUUUUCACAGUCAUCCUCCAGAUGAAUAAACAACAUUUAACAACAUUAAACUCUAACUAAUAUGAAAAAACUGCACUCGUCCAAUUACUGAGCUGAACUAAUAAACAUGUUAAAGAACAUGAGUCCAGCUACUUGGGUUCAAUUUUGUGUUAAAAGACUCUGAAUUGCGCAAAUAUGAGUGUCUUAAUUUUUCCUGCUGCUAAAGGCAGACGGCUGCACUCCUCCUGGUUUCCCUCAAGGUUUCUACCUGAUAAAAACAAGUUUUAAUUUGCUUCUGCUGUUACCAGGUGCUUCUUUGGUUUCAAAAGUUGGAACAAAACUUCCCUCGCCAACAGUCAUAACCUCUUUGACUGGUUGUGGUCGAUGGCUGCCAGGUAGUAGCCAGGUUCUGUUUGAGGUUUCUACCUAUUACAGAGCAGUUUAGACUGUCUUUGUCCUUUUCAUUCUAACUAAGCACCGGCUCAUUCGGUGUAAAAGUUUGGUCUCAACUGUCAAAAUUAAUCUGAAACUCUGGUUUGUUGUGGUUAAUGGCUAACCACCUAUGUGUCUGGUUUCACUCAGGGUUUCUACCUGUUUAGAGGGAAUUUUCCUUUACUACCAUUUACUAUGAAGUGUUUUUUUUUUACUGGUAAAUCAAAUUUAUUUCAGUUAUUGUAGUAGUCCCAACAUUUCUCACCAGUCACAGCGGAAAGCUUCCAAGUAAUGAGUCUGGUUCUGCUCAAGGUUUCUGCCUGUUAUGGAGAAAUUUCUCAUUUUCAGUCGUUCUAUAUGCAAAACUUGGUCUCAGUUAUUAAAACCCUUUACAGCUGUUUGAGGCAGAUGGCUGUCCACCUACGAGUCUGGUUCUGCUCAAGGUUUCUUCCUCUUAUGGGACAUUUUUCCUUGCCACGGUUGCCGAGCGCAUGCACAUUGGUCGUAAUAAACAUAGUUAGAUAACGUCUGUCCUGAUUCAGGGCUGUGAUAGUUCAAAAUCAGAGAAUAAACAUGGAUGAUACUGAAGAUAAAUCUACAGCAGACUGUACAGCUCAACAUUCGUGAUUUACGCAUUAAAAAAUGUGAUAAUAACACGUCGUUGACCUUUACCUUCUCCCCUCAGACCUUCGCCUUCACGUGUCCGUAUAUAUCCGGGACAGUCUGGUGAGGGAGGUGACGGUCGCCAGUCCGGAGGGCUGCCACAUCACUCCGUGUUCCCCUGAAGAGAAGCCCUUCCUGCAGUCCGGCGGUCGUGAGGUCAUCCCCCUGCCUGUGGACAGUCUGAGGAGGGCGGACGAGUGUCCCCCGAGUCCCCCGUCCAACCUGGACAGGGGGGUGUUACUGUGGAUGGGCCCAGACGGACUGUACGCCCGCAGGCUGUGUCAGAGCAGAGUGUACUGGCAGGGAGGACUGUCCCAGUACGGAGACAAACCCAACAAACUGGAGAGGGAGGUUCCCUGUAAACUCCUGCACACGCAGGACUACCUGACAGGUGAGAUGACGGCAGACAGACGCAGCUAACAGUUUCUUUCUCUAAGGGUUUAUUUUUGACUCAAUGAUUUAUCUCAUAAACUUCUGCACUGACUCGACCACAUGCAGUGGAUCUGAUAAUGCUGCUUCUAGUCUUAUCUCCAGUCUAUGGUUGAUUGUACUACAGCUGUUGCAGAGAAAAGAGAGGAGGAUUAUUAUAGGCAGCGAUCUUGAAAUGCAGAAAAUAGGAUGUUACCUAGUGGACCAAUCAGAGGGCUUCAAGUCGGGGUCCUUUUGAUUUUCAAGCAGGUGAACAUCAGGCCUCAUAUCUAGGUUUUUGUUGGCACAAACCUACGGUGCAGAGAAGACACAGAAAGCAUUAGAAAUGACCAAGAAGUAGGUCCGAAAGUGCAGGCGGAACCUUUAACUCUACAAAUUCACUUUUAAAAAUACUAAUAUGACCCUUCAAUGAAACCCUUUAGUUUGAAACAAAAGAGGUAAAAAAAAACAAGAAACAAAACUUCUUUUCAUUGUUCAUGUCAAGACGUGACUUAAGAAGACGACUAUUUUGAUGCUUUUAUUUUGUUUUAUUCCCUUCAUUGUAAAAACAUGCUUUUAUUUUGAAGUGAAGUGGAAUGUAGAAUGAAAACAGAUAAAGAUGCUACAACUAGGUAGCUACUGUUUCUGCAACACCUGAAACCAUGAACUUAUGCAUUUUUAGCACAGGAUCAAUAUUUCCUUUAUCAUCAAUACAAGUAUAUAACCACAACUUUAAUAUACUGUAAAUGUUUUAAUAUUUUUCAAUCCAGAUCAUUAAAAGACGUUUUAAGGAUCUCUACAAAUCUUCUAAAUGAACUUUUACUGCUUCUUAAACUUUGUCUUUUUUAUCGUAAAAAUCUACAUUAAGCUCUAUUUUUAACUUCUAGGGCGCAGAGUGUGGCCCGCCUGUCUAACAGUAAAUCAUCAGAUCUGAACUCACAGCUUGUGUUAAUGAGUCUGAAGUUUUUUAGUCAUUUACUGUCAGCCUCUCUCAGAACAAAAGUUCUCAGAGCUUCAUAUCAGCUCCAGAUUGUGGUAGACUGUCUUUUUAAAGUCGUAUUUCAUGAUGAGGCAACAGUCACAUGACUUCUUGACAGCCACACUAUCCCCACCCACACGCCGCUCAGAAGGAGCCAGCUGUGUGAGGGCUUGACAGCUAAUAGUAUUUGCAUUUGUGGUAUGAGGAGGACUUUCCAUUCAAUCUCCCCCAAAGGUCACAUUUCUUAAAGAGAAAUUCUCCUGAAAUCAUUUGAAUCUCCAACUUCUGAUUAUUAAUGAUUCAACUUCCCCUCCUCCCCGAUUCUCAGAGAUCCAGAGUUAUGGACUCCACGGCCGGCCGCCGCCUCGUUUCCAGGUCCUGCUGAGCUUUGGGGACGAGUGUUUGGACCUGCAGAGACAGAGGCGCACCCUCACGGUUCAGGUGAUUCUUAUCCCUCCUCUUCAAAUCUUCAGAGUCAUGUUUUUAACUUUGAAAGGUUGAAAGUUGAGUCCUCUCAAAGUUUGAGGUGAGGCCCGGAAAGUGAAAAGUAGGAUUUGAAAGUGUGAGAACUUUUUCAUGGUCAUAACGUCGAACUUCAGUUUCUGAUCGAGUCUCAGAGAGAUUCAGCCCCCUGACUUUCAUUUUUGAAGAAGACCACAUGCUAAUUCAGGUUUGGAUGAGAGGAUCCUUCCAGUACAAUACCUGAAGCAAAAGACAGGGACUUAAAAAGCGCUCUCAUGUUGGGGACCAAACCUUCAAGUUUUGAAAAAAGACAAAUGUCCAAAUUCAGGAACCUUUAACAAGAAUAUUUUUCUUACUUGAGCGUCUCGUUUAGGGAUCAUAAUAUCUUGAAAUGAGACCUUAAUCUGGGUUUAUCGAUCUGGGUUUAUACAUUUGCUGAAUUUUGAGUUUUUGCACCCAAAGAACCCUGAGAUUAAAAACUUUUUUCUUUUUUUUUUCCUGUCCUAUAAUCUGUGUUUAAUCGACAUCUUAAAGUUUGUAUUCCUAUAUUAAACUUUUUUUUUUUUUUGCCUGUUUUGAGAGAAUAUGGUGGUUAAGGUGUUAAGUGUGAGAGAAAGUGUAAAAUUCUAAUUUUUACUCUCAUUUAUUCUCAUUUCUCAUCAGCUUCUUCUCAUUUCCCUGACUUACUCAACAUGUGAAGCUGUGGAUUAUUGACUUUUAUGAAUUAAAAUAAUAGUACUCAUACAGGAGGUUCAGAUUGGGCUGAGAACGGGGUCAUUGAGUCAACGCUAGAACAGAGACGAGUAGUAAAAACAGACGGUUCAUCACGCCCGUAAUGCCCCACUUAAAGUAGGCAUGUGUAGUUUCGAGUGAACAUCUUCUGGGCCAAAUCUCAACAAUCAUCAAACCAUUCAGAAGUUCUCAGAGUUAUGAAACUGUCCUGUCAGGGUAAAAUCAUGCUGCUCAGACUUCAUUCAGAGCUUCUCAGUGAACGUUCAGACUGUAGAUUUUUGUUUUUCAGAUCAUGAAACUGGUUAAAACAGCUUUCAAAUCGAUCUGCUCUGGAAAAAGUUAACGGUUUAAACGAGUCUGACUCACCUCUCUGACUCGCUGCGUGUUUCAGGUGGAGCCCCUGUUUGCCAGGCAGCUCCUGUACUACGCCCAGCAGAUGGGCGGCCACUACUACCGCAGCUACGAGCACCCCGGAGUCACGGACCACAUAAACACCUCUGAGGACUACCAGAGGGCCAUCCAGCACCACCACAGCAGCAGCAGCCUGCAGGAGUGACGUCCUCAGCAGGUUCAAGAGACUGUAAAUGAAAAUAAACUUGAAGAUACGUCAGAAGAAGAACAAAGAAACUGAGAAACGAGUCCAAACUCGGAUACGAAACUGAAGGACAUUUCUUAGUGACGCCGAAGAUAGGGUUGUUAUUUUUAUACUUAUAUUUUUGUGCACUGUAGAUGUAUUUUUGACUUACUAUGCAAACAAAACUGACAGCUCAGGUGAUUGUAAUGUAAAAUAGAAGAUGAAUUUUAGUGCCUGAAUUCAUAAUUUAAAAAUCUGGUUGAUAUUAUUCACCCUCAGAAGUUCAGACGAGGUCAACAUGAGGCCGGAUGGAACUAAAGUCUGCGUUACACCAAACAGUUCAGUGUGUUGAAUCCACUCUAAAGCUACAGUGUGAGGACUAAAAAUGAUUGUUUUCACUGAGGCUUUUACGGAGAAUGUUUUUAUAAUUUCUGAGUCUGGAAUCAGAAAGUUCGCUCAUAAUAACCACAAUGUCACGUACAUACACGACUCAAAUGCACGGUUCUCCUUGUAUAUAUCAAAUAUCAUAUACUUACGGUUUUAAAUCGGUCACCCAAGCAGAGGAAGUGAAGGAAAAUCCCUCAAACCUUCAGUCAGGACUCCAAUAACCUUCUUUGGAAAGGGGGGGAAUCAGACUAGGGCUGGGCGAUAAAACGAUAAUGAUAUACAUCGAAAAUUAAUUUCCCUCGAUAUUGAUAUGAAACAUGGUUGAUAUGCUUAUUGAUAGUCGGCAUUCUGCCGUGUUUUGGUAGAAAAUGUUGAAAAGACACAAAGACCUCACAGAUGCAGUAGCUUUUUGUAUUGCAAAAGACAUGCUACAAAUAAACACUGUUAUAUUUCAUUUCAAAAUAAUAGGGAACAUUGAAGAUUGACAAGUAAUUUUUUUAUAUCAUGAUAUACAUCAAUAUUGACUAAUAUGUAAAAAUAUAUCAUAAACUUUUUCCCGUAUUGCCCAGCCCUAAAUCAGACCCAAACCUGGUGCCAUUUCUGAACGCCAGUGCUGUGUUUACAAAGACCUGAUGUAAAGACAGGAUCAGACUGAUAAGACUUCCAUCCCCUAAUCUUCAACCACACGAGUGAAACUUUUAACAGCAGUUAUCAAGUUACAGUGGAGAGGAAGAACUUCCUUUAACAGGCAGAAACCUCCAGCAGAACCAGACUGAUGUUAGACAGUCAUCUGCUGAGACUAAGGAGAGACUGAUCGAGCUGGAAAACAGGGAGGUCUACAGCAGCAGGACGUCUGCAACAGCGAUCCAGAGGAACCUAGGCGUGAAUUUUACCAUCGGCCUUAUGUUGCUAUAAUCUGACUAACACCCUGGGGCAGAACAAAAACAAAGAGCAUCAAGUCUCCACUGUUUGCACUUGAAUUUAGCAGCUACAAAAUAAAGACAUUUAAAUGUUUGAUUAUAAAUGCAGACGUCUCUGCCUUUAAAGUGCACGAGGCCACCAAACUGUAGUUUCAUUCUGCAGGAAACAUGUUUGAUUUACGUCAUUUUCUUCUCGGAGACACUAUCACCACCUGUGAAUAAAUAUGGACAAAGUUUGGUACCUCAGGGAGCUGGUUUUAAAUAAGCUUUUUACUCAGUUUUGUACCAGAUUUUUAAAAAGGAAAGUGUAUUUUUAAAUGUGUGUGUCGAACAUGAACUCUGAGAAAAAGUUAUAAUGAAUGUUUCAAGGUUUUCCAGCAGAGAGGAAAACGUCUGAUUUUGUAAAUAAACAAUAAACAGUCUGAAUGUGAGGAGUGGGGACCCCUCUGUGUUUCAGUGCGAGCUCUUCCGUUGGUGUCGGCGCUGUGUGUGUGUGUGUGUGUUUGAAGAGGAAGUGCGGUUCAGAUGCAGGAUGAGGCUGGUUAAUCGAACUCGUCAUUGUCACAAAACAAUGUGAUGACAUCACGAGAGGAGGGGAAACAGAGAGGAAGAGGUCGGCCACGCUUUCCGCAGCGCUGAGGAGAAAGCCUUCCUGCGUUCUGCUCACAGAUUACAGUCUCUUUCCACUUCCAUGGAA